GCUUAGUUAGCAUCGCACACGCGGCCGCGGCCCAAAGUUGAUUUUGUCGGUCAAAUACUCUGCCGGUCCAAAAAUAGCUCAGUCGUUGCGAUUGCUCAAACACGAAAAGAUCGACGGGGAAAACCCAUCGGAGCGCGGUGCUGCGGUCGAGUUUUUCCUUAUUAUUUCUGCAUAUCAUUGAAUUCGAAAUCCACACAAUUCAUUCGGGACAGUUCCUAGCCUAAGGUAGAGCAAGUCGGAACCGCAAUUCGAAUUUCGCGCAAUGAUUUAAUAAUCGUUCCGGAAAAAAAGUUUGACUCGACAACGGUCACGAGAAACGCGAAAAAAAAGCGAAUAAAUAUUAGUCAGCUGCAGCCCCGAACGAGUGGGCAGAGUGCAAAGGGCGAUUAAUUAUCCGAGCGGAAAAAGGGGCGAGAAAAAUGGGUAGUUUUCAGUCAUCGCAGCAUGGCCGCGAGGGACGAGAUGACGAUGGCGGAGGGGUGGAAACGGGUCAAGAACAUGAAACCGAUGGCGGUAGCAGCAGUCCGGAUAUGCUAGUCAGUGAAAGUUGUGCAACAAUAGGCCGUAAAUCAGAGAAACACGCGUUAAAUAACGGAACUCUAACUGAAAAUCAUGGGAAUAAAGUGGACUCCGGUCCUGAUGGAUCAGAGUCAAGUGAUGGGGCGGAAAGGCGCCGAGAGUUGGCCGAGUUCCGCGAGGAACUGGGUAGAAAACGUGAACUGCGAAAAUCGAAAAUGGCUGACAUCAAACAGGAGAUGGAUCAGCUUAGGAAGGGAUUGGCGGCGGAGAAAGCCAAGAACCGAGCUCUCAUAAAGUUCAUCCAACAGAACCAAGAGCAAACAAAGGGCUCAUCGGAAGACACAACAAACGGCGUCGCGGAAAUUGCCAUCAUUGAGAGCGAAGCGUGUUACAACGACACGGAGACUCGCUCAGAACAAAGCGAUGCUAGCCCUAACUGCACUACCACAACGCCCCAAGACGAUGAUGAUCUACGCCUCGGAUUAAAAUGUGACCUGGCUGAGUCACAGCUUCAGCUUCAGCAAGCAAACAGCCAGAUCCUGUCGCUUCAGUCCACCAUUGACCAGCUUCGAGCGCAGGUUCAAUCCCUUCAGACGCCCAGCGAAGAGGAGGAAGCCGCCCGAGCAGCACGGAACAAAGAAUUUCGCCAUCUGCAGGCCGAGCUUGCGGAUUCGCAGUUCCAUCUGCAGAUCGCGAACGCCGAAGUGCUCUCGCUCCAUAGCGACAUCAACCAGCAGAAGAAUCAAAUCAAAGGACUGAAAGACGUCAUCAAAGCCGGCAAAGAGAUCAUACAAAUCAGAGAGGACCAAGUUGAACAACUUAAGGCGAAGUUGCGCCAGAUCGAGGACUCACUGCACGAGCGGGAGCUGCAAAUUAUGUCCACCGAUCUACGCCGCGAGUACGAACGACAAAUGGCCAACAUCCGCAAUCUGCGCGAACUUUACGAGGAACGGGAACGUGUCUCCCGGAUGGAGCGUGACAAUCUGCUGCGCCAGCUGGAGCUGCGUAAAAACGACCUGGAAGCCGAACAGGAGAAGAACAAAAAUCUCGAAUCACAUGUCGCCAGCCUGCAAACAGACUUGGAAACGAUGAAAAACGAGCUUAUCCAAACACAGGAAAAGCUAAGCCAAUCCACACUGGAAUCCCAGCGACUGCAUGCCGAAAUGACCGUUGUAAAUCAAUUCAUUUCCAAGUUUCUCCUGGGGAUGAACCGCAAGCAGACGACCAACAGCGUCAAGCUGGACAAGCUGACCGAAGUGCUGGCCGAGAACCGCGGUCUGCUGAUAGACAUGACCAAAGAGGAAUCGGAAACCAUCGACCUGGGCGCAUUCUUGCCGCGGGCCCUCUACGACCUGGUGGCCGAGGUGGACCAAGAGCCGGUCGAAACCGACGAAAGCGAGUGCUCCGAGGAGGAUGAUGGGGCGUUCAACGAGGUACAGACCGCGUCGCCGGAGCAGAUUGCUGACAAGCUGCCAAAAGUGUGGCGAGUGUUGAUCGAGCUGGUGAAUCACCAGGAACGGGUGCAGCAGGUUCCAUUCGUGGAAAAUGGCGAAAGCGAGGAAUGCCUCAAGAGUGAGCCAACGAAGAAUGGGUCGAAAACAGUGGUUAGCGUCAGCAAGACGUAUCUCAAGUUGAAGGACCUAAUCUUGGAGAAAAAGGCCCUCAAGAAAGAAACAAAUCGUUUGAAGACCCUCAACACCCACCUGGAACGUCGUUUGGAAACGCAGGAAAAGCGCCUUAGUGCCGUGAGUCUGGAGUUGACUAAAACCUGGCACCUGGUUGGCAAAAUGCAGCGCCAACAUCGUCAACUGCACACCCAGGAGCAAAUUCUACGCUACCAUCUGCAACAGAAACGACGUCUUCUAAGUGAGCUAAAAGAGGAGUUGGAAUACUGUCGGCUGAAGUGGAGUGCCGCCCGGCAGAAGAACAUCGAAUCCGAAGACCAAUGGAAAACACUGAAGGCCGACUUUGCCGCCCGCAAGAAGCAAGAUUCGUUGAACAAUUCGGGCGAAAGUGGCUAUAGCGAUGAGCAACCGACCGACGAUGAAGACGAGGAUUAUCUCCGCGAGGAUAAGCCUUCGAAGAAACGCCUCAGCAGGAUGAUCAAUUUCGAACGGUACCGAAGCGCCUCGUUGACGAACGUUCUGCAGGUGGCACUGGAGAUGAGAAAGUGCCACAGUGAGUCCGAUAUGAAGUCGCUGCGGAAUGUUGAACGAGCUAAUCAGUUUUGUAAUGAGAAGAUUGAAGACUUACCGAUAUUUCCGGAGGAGGAGAUGACCUGCGCAGUGAAGAAGAAAGCAAAGAAGUCGAAGAAGAAAAAGGAAAAGCGAAGCGGACCGGAAACAGCAGAGGACAUGUUCAGAAGAUUGGCUGGGUUAGAGCAGAAUAGUAAUGAGGAGGAAGAUGAGGAUGAAGAAGAUGCGAGUGAAAUCAGUGAUGAUUCGGAGUGUUCGGAGAUUGAGAAAAUUGAGCAGCGAGAAGCUAGUCCAACGAAAGAACCCGAGUUGAGCAGUGAGGAAUUGUUCAAUAUGAAACGAGAAGCUCGGCUAAAGCGAAUGGCAGAGUUGAACUCAAGGCUGGACACCUACUCCAGUCCGAAUGCUGCGAAAGAUUCUGCGAGUGUUAGCGAAGUAGAUCAAGCCGAAGCCGGUCCGUCUAGAAUACUUACCAGUACUGAAGAAGAUUACCUUCAAAGGAGAGCUGCUCGACUGGAACGACUUGAAAGAGAAGCCAGGGAGUUUAGAAACAAGCUCUCUCGCACAGUGAACCGGGGUAGUGCUAUAUCAGCUCAAAUCGAUGAAAUUCACAAUGGAUUUAUAGCCAGACAAUCUGAAUCUCCCAUACCUGGAAGCUCUUCAGAGAACAGACCAGCAACACCAAAGUCAAACGAAAGCUCUCCAACAGAUUUAGCGAUUUUGAGUGACCGUGAAAGGGAAUACACUCAGAAUAGGUCCGAUCGUUUACAGUCAUUGGAAAACCAGAGUCAAGCCCUACUUCAACAAAUGAAUCGAACGUUGAAGAGAGGUUCUAGGCUCACAACACAAUUAGAUAUGCUUCACUCUCGAUAUAGUAGUACCGAUCAAAACGAAGUUGAUGCAGCAACCGACGCUCCUGCUAUCAAUCAAGAGAAUCCCUCUUCUAAUUCAGACCAGAAUACCGAGCAAAGCUUGUCCCCAGAGCCUGUCACGAACGACACGAUCCUGCUAGAAAAUUCUAUCAUCAUCCCCGCAAAUGGUCCUCUAGAACUAAUUCUAGUUUCGGAUGAAGAGAUUCUCGAAGAAGUAGAUGAACUUUUGCCCACCCCUAGUAACGCUACCUCCUCAACCCAGGAAAAUCGUCACGAUGGCAGCGAACACGAUGAACAACCGUGAAUAAAAAUCCAUUUUAAAAUUGUCAGCUUAGCCUUAAGAAAUGUUGUAACACUCACUUAUCCAGUUAAAAAGACACGUCCACCAGAAUGUCGUCAAACCUUUUAGAUAGAUCGUUUCAAUUAUUCACACUUCGUACCAAAUGUCGAAACUAUCACUGUGUUAAAAAAUGUAUUUUCAAAUGUAAUGAAUAAAUGCAUCAAAAUUGAAA
Messenger RNA from Aedes albopictus (Asian tiger mosquito), 4098 nucleotides. RefSeq names its product restin homolog. The transcript is spliced from 6 exons. Lineage: Eukaryota; Metazoa; Arthropoda; Insecta; Diptera; Culicidae. Bases 420 to 3890 code for a protein of 1156 amino acids. The record is from RefSeq and is a predicted model, not a curated record.